AUGCCGCAUCACCGCUUCAUUCUAUUGGCAGCGGUCGGCGUGCUGGCGGCGUUGGCCGUCGUCGUCGUCGUCGACGCGCAAACGACGCCGCUGUUUCCCGUCGCGUGCGAGCUCAACGUGCUCAUCGUGCUCGACAGAUCGGAUUCGGUGAAGGGCGGCUUCAACAAGAGUCGAAAGUUCGUCACCGACGUCUCCGAAGAGCUUCAAAUCGGUCCCGAGAAGCAUCGCGUCGCGAUGAUCGUCUACUCGGGUCUCAGCUAUCGGCGCGAGGUUUUCCCGUGGAAUUUCGCCAAGACCAACGAGGAGUUUGUGAGGAAGACGAACGCGUUGCGCGCCAUCGGCGGCACCACCAACACCAAAAAGGCGCUGGAAGUGGCGUUGGAGUUGAUGGCGCAGAGGAACGUCUCGAUUCCGACGCUCGUCAUGGUUGUCACCGAUGGAAGAUCCGCCGAUGAUCCAAAGGAGCCGGGACAACGUCUUCAGGCGCAACCGAACACGUGGGUGUUCGCCGCCGCCACCGGCGAUCCGGAAAGUGUCGACACGCGAGAGCUGAUGGACAUUACUGGAAACAUCAAUCAUAUUGUGAUGCAUCGCGGCAGGGAUCUCGCCACCGACAUCACCCGACGAUUGCUGAGACAGGCGCAGGAUAAGUGUCGAACGACGACGACGACGACGACAACUACGACGACGACGACAACGACGAACCCGAUAACCGGGUGCGAGUUGGACCUUGUCCUCGUUCUCGACUUCUCCACCACCACCGAUCCCGUUUACGAGUCCUAUAAGGAAAUGAGUAAGCGGCUCGUGAAAGCAUUGCGAAUUGGACCUCAUCAUACGCAGGUGGCGGUUGUGACGUUCGCCACAGUUGGCCGAACUCGAGUCAGAUUCAAUCUUCAGAAGUAUCAGACGCAGGAUGAGGUUCUUCGCGCUAUCGAUAAGCUUAAAUCUCAAGGAGGGACCACAGCGAUUGGCGCCGGAAUUGAAAAAGCGUUGACUCAAACUGAUGAGUCGGAAGGCGCGCGGCCUGGAAUUGCGACAAGGGUGAUGGUGGUGUUCACCGAUGGCUGGAGUAACAAGGGUCCUGAUCCGGAGAAGAGAGCGCACGAGGCGGCAGCCGCAGGCUUCGAAAUGUACACAGUGGCAUACACGGCAGCUCAUCCGAACGCGGUUACGCUUAAUAAUGAAACAUUGUCGGCGAUCACGAACGACAGCGGGAACGUGUUCACCGAUUCCACUUUUGAUGUGUUGAUCAAUAAGAUCAAGCAGCGAAACGUGCCGUGCAUGUAA
Molecule: messenger RNA, 1287 nt
Organism: Caenorhabditis bovis
Lineage: Eukaryota; Metazoa; Nematoda; Chromadorea; Rhabditida; Rhabditidae
Source: the annotation of a GenBank genome assembly